Odocoileus virginianus texanus is the source of this 1825-nucleotide messenger RNA. RefSeq names its product NFKB activating protein like (gene NKAPL). Lineage: Eukaryota; Metazoa; Chordata; Mammalia; Artiodactyla; Cervidae. Gene Ontology annotation, cellular component: nucleus. Gene Ontology annotation, molecular function: chromatin binding. The record is from RefSeq and is a predicted model, not a curated record. Gene Ontology annotation, biological process: regulation of gene expression.
CAACCGCCGGAAGCGGAAGUCGUGCGCCGGAACGUUGCUAGCGCGCCUGCGUGGGCGAGAAUUGCCGGCCAGUCAGGAGCCCUGUAGUAACCGCCAGUAUGAAAAACCAGCCCACGGCGCCUGUGUCCCAGUCCAGCUACCCAGAGGACACUCCGGGCUCUGAGAGACAGCGACGCAGCUCGUCCGAGAGCCCGCCAUCCGCGCAGGUCAGACACUCCCCGUGGGGCAGCCGUACUCACUCCCGCGACCGCGAAGGCCUCAGGCCUUCGUGGAGUGGUUCGGGUGCUCCCUUUAGCCGCCCUGGGUCUCGAGAGCGGCCCCCCGGGCUCCGCAACUACGACUUCUCAUCAUCUUCUUUCUCCUGUGGAGGGUACCGUUACUAUCAACACCACUAUGUGGGCGACCGGCAAUGGGCGGAGGACUGUGAGAAAGAGAAGGAGGAGAGCUAUCGCCAGAGGCGGCUGAAAGAGAGAGAAAGGAUUGGGGAGUUGGGAGCUCCUGAGGUAUGGGGGCUGUCUCCAAAGUUUCCUGAGCCAGAUUCUGAUGAACACACCCCGGUAGAGGAUGAAGAGGUAAAGACCAAGAAGAGCAGCAGUUCAGAUUCCAGCUCCGAAGAAAAAAGGAAAAAGGCCAGUCGUUCAAAAAAGAAAAAGAAAAGAAAGAAAAAGUCCAAAAGAAAACAUAAGACAUAUUCUGAUAAUACUGACAGUGAUUCGGACUCCGACACUAAUUCUAGCUCUGAUGAUGAUAAAAAGAGAGCAAAAAAACUCAAGAAGAAAAAGAAACGCAGAGCUAAAAAGCCCAAGAAAAAGAAGACUAAAAAGACUAAAAAAGAAUCCAGUGACUCAAGCUAUAAGGAUUCAGAAGGGGAGUUGCCAGAAGACAUCUGGAUUGAGCAGUCAAAGAUUGCAGAUAACAUGGACCUGAUAGGUCCCGAGGCACCUAUUAUACACACCUCUCAAGAUGAGAAACCUUUGAACUAUGGCCAUGCUCUGCUUCCAGGUGAAGGUGCAGCUAUGGCUGAGUAUGUAAAAGCCGGAAAGCGUAUCCCACGAAGAGGUGAAAUUGGGUUGACAAGUGAAGAGAUUGCUUCUUUUGAAUGCUCAGGUUAUGUUAUGAGUGGUAGCAGGCAUCGCAGAAUGGAGGCUGUGCGCCUGCGUAAAGAGAAUCAGAUCUAUAGUGCUGAUGAGAAGAGAGCCCUUGCAUCCUUUAACCAAGAAGAGAGACGGAAGAGAGAGAAUAAGAUUCUAGCUAGUUUCCGAGAGAUGGUGUACCGAAAGACAAAAGGGAAAGAUGAUAAAUAAGGACUUUUGUCCCAUAGCAGGACUUUGAACAAUUUUAUAUGACCAAAAUUAAAAGGUUUUAUGGUGCUGCUGUACCAACUGUAAGUUCCUUGAGAAAAAGCUGCUUUUUGAGAUUUAUUUAACAAUUUAUUUUGUUAACUUUGACUGUAAAAGUAAUAUGUGUACGUGUUUUUAAAAAUAUUCAAACACUACAGGAGGAGAGCCAGUAAAAUGUGAGUCUUCUACUCCCACCCCUAAUCCUUCCCUCCUAAGAAAUCUCUUUUUGGUAUUUUCUUUAUCUAUCCAUGAGUCCUGUUUAUGCACAAGCAUGUGUAUUGCAGGACAAAAGUUGGAGCUUUAACCUAAGGUGGUGGUGGUGUUUUCCCUGUUGCUCUGACUUUUCUUUCUUCCAGGGCUUCAUUUCCUCAUGGAGCCAUUUCAUUACUCAGGGAAAACAGAACUCCAGAAAGAACAAAGGAUUCAAUUGAGUGUGUAUUUCUAGUUUGCAUUUAAUAGAAUUAAAAGUUAGUUUUAUUGGCUCA